Messenger RNA from Kuraishia capsulata CBS 1993, 1398 nucleotides. RefSeq lists its product as uncharacterized. Gene Ontology annotation, molecular function: double-stranded DNA binding; RNA binding. Lineage: Eukaryota; Fungi; Ascomycota; Pichiomycetes; Pichiales; Pichiaceae. Gene Ontology annotation, biological process: poly(A)+ mRNA export from nucleus; transcription elongation by RNA polymerase II; post-transcriptional tethering of RNA polymerase II gene DNA at nuclear periphery. The transcript has a single exon. Gene Ontology annotation, cellular component: transcription export complex 2. The coding region runs from base 1 to 1398 and encodes 465 amino acids. The record is from RefSeq and is a predicted model, not a curated record.
AUGCCUGAACUGGAGUUCUUCCUCAAGAAACUGAAGAAUGCCUUACAGCUUCCAGCACCAACUGCACAGGCACCAUUGGCCGAGCUUCUAUCUCUGGACCCUCAGAAACACCAUAUACCGAGACUGCAAGCCGAGCUCCAGAAUGUUACCAGCGAGAAGCUGUCAGAUGAUAUCGAUGCGCUAAAGCUGUUUGAUAACGGUUGGCCUGGCCUUGAGCAGGCCGUGUUGACAUAUCUGGUAUUCGUGCGAGAUUUCAAUCCAUGGUCGACAUUAGAUUCCAUAGAUCUCAUGAUCAAGUACUUUUCUGAUCUGGCAGUUGCUAUGGGGAACAUUGAAUUCAGCAAAUACUUGCUGUCCACUCUGGCCCAAACCACAGCCAUGAUAGUGCCUCUUACCAAGACGGUGGAUCUCAAGCUGAUGUUGGUGAAUAAGCGAAAAAUGGAUUUCCCAAGACUCUCGCACGUGUCUGGGAUUCUUUUGAAGGCUAUGAAUAACUUGAGAGCAGAUACAGAUAUUGCAUUGCCUAGUCAUCGGGAUAAACAGACGUUGCUGAUACUGCUGAGUGCCAAACUGUGCUCCACUUAUUUCUUCAUCGGAAGCCCAAUGCUUUGCAAUAAUAUUUUCUCGAACAUCAGUACGCUGAAACUGAACUCCUCAUAUAUUCCGAGAGCUCAACUCCUCAGAUACCGCUUUCUGGUGGGGAAGUACCAUUUUACUCAGAGCAGCAUGCUCAACGCGUUUCACCAUUUCAGCUGGUGUUUGGAAAAUUGUCACACCAACGCUUCUCCUGCCAUUUUUGUUACUUUACUGAAAUACCUAAUACCGUGCGGAAUUCUGGUAGGCCGCAUUUUAAACAUGGAGUUUCUCAAGAAACUGAACCAGUUCAAGUUGAACGGACUGGGCCACGAACUGAUUGUGUUAUACGAGCCUCUCAUCAGGCAUUUCAGAAAUGGAGACAUCUACAACUUCACGAUUUUGCUCAAGAAAAAUGAAUCCUUUUUCAGGAAGACGGGAAUUUUGCUUCCAUUGAUUCAACGGUCGAGAAUACUGCUUUUGAGAAAUCUCACUCUUAAGGUGUACAGAUUGAACCCUGGAAAGACCAUAGCAAUGGCAAAGAUAAAUGUCGCCUUGAAUCUCUCGCUUCAGCCAGAGCAAGCCGCUCGCAAUUUCGGUGCCGGUUACUCGUAUUACAUGUACGAUGCAGACGGUGGGGUUGACGACUCGUUCGUUGAGAAUGUGCUAGUCGCAUUGACGGACCAGAAUUUGGUAAAGGGAAAGGUCGCGCCUGUGUCGAAGUCAGUAGUUGUGGCCAAGACAGACACCUUCCCGAAUGUAUACGAGUUGUACAAGGUCAAGUAUCCGUUGGAUCCGAAAGACGGGUGGUUGGACUCGAAAUAG